AACACCUUUAAUACAAGUGACUGGAGAUAACGCAGCAGUCCAGCUACCCUGCACCUCCAGUCAGCAAGUGGCUUCACAACACGCUGUGUAACAUGAGGAUGACUAUGCACAAGAUUAUGGUGGUUUCCACUUUGUUCUGUCUAAUUUGCAACUUCCAGGCAGAGUCGGUGCCAGUGCCCGAAGAAUGGCUCGGUCUUAUCCACCGUACCAAGCGCUCCCUGCUGUGGCGCUGGAACACGCUCAAGCCAGUAGGGGCCAGCUGCAAGCAGGACUCCGACUGUGGCACCAAAUACUGCAGGGAGGGUUACUGUUCCUUCCGGCUAUCCUCCACCUAAACCGAGACAACACAUUCAACAGCAGCAUGCACACGGAUGACUCACCGCCAGACCAAUAUUCAUCAUCUUCCUCUUCUUCAUCUAAAAGCUAGAGAGAGCGAAGAUGAAGACUGCCACAAGUUGCCCUGGACGAAUAACCAGAGCCACCUCCGGUGAUUUAUCAGCCGUCUCCAGGCUGGGUGGUAAACAGCUGAUUAAGAAAUCUGGUUAUCUUGCAGUGUACGGCAGUAAAGCAUGGCUGUAAAUGUUGUACAUACACUUACCAACGUUAAGCAUCUUCAAUGUGCUAUCAAAUGACAGCUAGAGUGGAUACAGAGUAGGAGAUAGUUGUUUUUUUGGUUUUGUUUUUUUGUUUUUUGAUUUUUGAUAAUUGCGGACCCGUGACUGGACCCUUAAUUGAUAAUUGAUUUUUUGUUGUUGUUGAUAAUCAAUUUGGCUAAUUGGAAAUCUCAUUUUUACCAGCCAGCCUCAGUAAGUACCAGUUAUUGUAUUUGUACUUUCUCUUUAGAAAGCUCGUGCACAAUACCCAGUAUGAUGGCCAAUGUUUGACAAAGGAAAUAAAAAUAAUGAUGAAAAG
Molecule: messenger RNA, 912 nt
Organism: Lampris incognitus (smalleye Pacific opah)
Lineage: Eukaryota; Metazoa; Chordata; Actinopteri; Lampriformes; Lampridae
Product: liver-expressed antimicrobial peptide 2
Exons: 3
Coding region: 93-335 (80 amino acids)
Biological process (GO): antimicrobial humoral immune response mediated by antimicrobial peptide; defense response to bacterium
Source: RefSeq, a predicted model, not a curated record